Molecule: messenger RNA, 1023 nt
Organism: Python bivittatus (Burmese python)
Lineage: Eukaryota; Metazoa; Chordata; Lepidosauria; Squamata; Pythonidae
Source: RefSeq, a predicted model, not a curated record
AUGGAUACGCUCACAGCCUCCUCUGUUUCUAACAGGCCCUGGGUACUUCAGUUCUUCCGAAACCUGUUUGGAAGCAGCAGGCAUGUCACAGAAGAGGGGGAGAGACCUAAGGCAGGUGAGAAAGAGAAGGAUGACAUCAAAAGUGAGCUCUUGGACUGUCCCCUGUCGGAUACUGAAGUAGCCGUCCCGGGCCAAGAGCCUGACAUUCCCAAGACUUCCUCCAGUGAGAUCUGCCAGGCGGUGAUGGGUAGCCACACUGAAGAACUCCCCCUGAUGAAGGAAGUAACUCUUGGAGACACUUCUGUUAAGGAUGAGAAUAAGCUCUCUGCUUUAUUUAACUCGACCAGGAUGGACCUGGGAGACACAGACCCCUUUGCUGAAUCUAUGCUAAGUAACAAUGGAAGAGUUUCUGCUGCAGGAGAGAAGAAGCAUGAGACUAGUGAGGGAGGAACACUGGGCAAGCAUGAAAUCACCCCAGCUGUAUGUGCAGAUGAUGGAAUCUCCAUGGCUGCUGGAUCCAUAGCAGAUAUUAAGGACUGUAAUGUUGAAGAUGAAACAGAGCAUCUACUGAAAGAAGAUGUACAAAUAGAACCUCCAAAAUCAGAGCUCUCUCCCUGGAACAGACUCAUCAAUAUGUACAAGCAGCGCCGGAGGCUUCCUGCUUCUAAAGUGUCCAAUGUUCAAGAUAUCCCAACACAACCAGUAAUUGAAGAUGAAGCCACGCUGGAUCUUAUGGUAUAUGGAAUUGCAACACCCAAGGCUCAUGUCACCUUAUCAAGUUCCCCUGAGUCUUCUUGCACUUUGAUGCUGCCUGAAAAUGAGAUCAGGGAAAUGGCUGGUGACUGUGAGAUAGCGCAUGAAGAUACAGGAUCAAAUGGUGGUGGAAGCCCGAAGCACCUUAAGGUGCAGUGUAUGCUCAACAUUAAUAACUUUGAUCAGGCAUUUGGGACUAUUGACCAAACAGCAGACAUAAUCUUUUUCAGUGUUAUAUAUUACAAGCAGCUGCUGUCAAAGUUUAUGUGA